Molecule: messenger RNA, 968 nt
Organism: Neoarius graeffei (lesser salmon catfish)
Lineage: Eukaryota; Metazoa; Chordata; Actinopteri; Siluriformes; Ariidae
Product: leukotriene B4 receptor 1-like
Exons: 1
Coding region: 1-891 (296 amino acids)
Biological process (GO): G protein-coupled receptor signaling pathway; immune response
Cellular component (GO): membrane
Molecular function (GO): G protein-coupled receptor activity
Source: RefSeq, a predicted model, not a curated record
AUGCAGCAACUCAACUCAUCCAACAGCUCACUCACCACUCCAAUCCCAACUGGAAACCUGGUUGCCAGUAUUGUUCUGGCAAUUUGCUUCAUACUGGGAAUCCCUGGGAAUAUCGCUGUAGUGGUACGUCUGGCUGGAUGGCUGAAGGGAGGCAGUUUCACCCCGAGACUGAUGCUAAGCCUGGCCAUAUCAGAUCUGCUCACUCUGCUUUCUCUGCCAGUUUGGAUUUGGUCUCUUCUUCAUGGCUGGGUCUUUGGCGUGGUCCUGUGUAAGCUUCUCUCCUAUUUUGUGUACUUAAGCAUGUACUGUAGCACACUGUUUGUGGUUUUGAUGAGCGUUCAGCGAUAUAUGCAAGUGCUGCAUCCUCAGAAAUGGAACAAGCUUGGCAGGAAAGGAAAGAAGAUCCUCUUGAGUGGAAUUUGGAUCUUAAGUGGAGUACUAUCAUCCUAUGCUCUUGUACAACGCAAUGUAAGAACGAACAAGGAAGGAUGGCUUCUGUGCAAGCAAGGCUACCAGAAUAAUGUUGAAAGAGUGACUAUUUUAAUCUGGGAGAUAAUAUUAUUUGUGGUUUUGUUCCCCAUACUGGCUUACUUCUACUUUCGUCUUCACCGGGGAGUUAAUAACUCAACUUUCUUUAGCAGUAACUUAAAAACAAAGCUGGUGACCAGAAUUGUGGUCUGUUUCUUUAUUUUUUGGUUCCCAAAGAUCAUCUCCAACAUUGUGCUCAUCAUUGCCGUGUUGCUUCGGAAUGACAGUCUGUUAAGAUCUGCAGAAGCUGCUGAGAUUAUUACUACAGCUCUGAUUUUCAUUCACAGUUGUGUGAACCCCUUUCUGUACGCUUUCUCUGCUCGGGCUGUACAGCAGCACGCAACUGGAACAGAAAAUAUUUAAUUCCUUCAUGAUGUCGAGGUUUGAGAGAGUUGAUGGUUUCUUGCUGAUAGCCAGUGACUUGUUGCAUUUUAAAUGGA